CUGCUCUCCCAGGAACAAAGCCUGCUUCUCGCGCUUCCCAGAAAUCCGUUUCCGAACCGGAUCCGCGCUGCUCGCUGCCCCAGAGGGCGAGGAGGGGAAGGAGAGAUCCACGAAAAAAGGAGACAACGAGAAGAGCAAAGAGACGUUCCGAGAUUCUUGUGGCGCCAUCGAAACCUUCGUCUCAGCAGAGAUCUAAUUCGGAGGAGACUGGAGCACGCGACUCUUUUCCGUGGAUCAGGUUCUUGCCCCGUUUUAACCGGUCUCCUGAUAAGCCAUUUCCUUCGGCUUCCUGUUCAUGUCCCGACGCUGCUUCGUCAGCUCCUUCUAGUUCUUCGUCUUUUCGAACUUUUCUUCCUUCGCCUUCACCUCCUAGUGUCGAUCGUUUGCGCCGAGUUCCAGUUCUUAGAGCCAAGCGACCCGUCCGGCGUUCUGUCGCGAACUGGAAACGAGCUUCCUCUUCGUUGCUAUCUCUCCUGUCUCUUCUUUGCCUGUUUGUAUUUCUUCCCUCUCCUCCUGCGUCGCGGAGGCUGUCUCCUGGCCUCCUCUCGCCAGCUCAAGCUCUGUCUCCUUUCUUGGAGCCCAGAGGGGGCGGGAUGCCUGCGUCCGCUCCGACCGCGGUCGCAAAGCCCGCGAACGGCGAGAAAGGAGACACCCUGCCGGCUGUCCAUGUGUCGCCUUCUUUGGAGACAGAGAGACAGCGAAAUGAGGCCGGUUCAACUGCCGGAGGGCAGGAGGGUGGAGGCGAAGAAGUCGGGGAAGGUACCGAGAGAGAGGGAUCGAAAAGUGGAGGGGAAGAGAGCGAGACAGAUGCUCAGGGACAGGAGUCCCUGUUUCGCUUGGAUGCGAAGCCCAGCAAGGAGACUAGAGACACUUCGUUCUCCGUCGAAGCAAUGGCAAAGGAUCCCUUCCCCCUGUUUUCGUCUUUCUCCGCUGACGAGGGGGACAGUGAAGAAGAGGAGAACGAAGGGUACGAGCGCGAGCAGGCGAGGGGACAGAAAGAAGGAGAGGGAUCUGUCGAGAAGAGGCGAAGGACAGCUUCCGGCGGAAAAGCUGGGGGAGAAGGAUUCUCUUCGCUGGAUGACCAGACUUGGGGAACGACGGAGGAUAGACAGAAGAAGAGAGAAGAGAAGGGAGACAGCGAUGUAAACAUCGAUUCAGAAAGAGAGAUCGAAAGGAGUGGAGAUGGGGACGGGAACUCAACGUCUUCGUCGUCUGCGUCUCCAGAUACAAACAGAAACAGACCCGUGCUGCAAGGAAAUAACGGGGCUCCUAAAUUCAGUGGCUUGCGUAAGACAGUGGACAACGACGAAGAGGCCGCAGUCCACGCAGCGAACGCCAACGGAGCGACGCCUCACGAGUGGAGGACGGCAGAAGCGAAAGAGGAAGCGAGUGCACAGGGAGAGGCAGAAAAGGAGACAGCGAAGGAGACCGAGAAAUCGAGAGAGAACGAGACAGAGAAAGGGAACAGGAAGGAGGGAGAAGGUUGGGAAGCGAGAAGAGACGCGUCGGCGCUGCCUCCCGAAGAGCAUCAACAGAACCCCCGAGAAAGCGGGGAGGCAUGGGCAGACGGAGCAGAUGUUUCUGAAGCGUCGUUGAAACGCAACGAACAGCACAAGGAGACAGAGGGAGCAACCUCAAAAGACGCGUCUUCACAACGGAAAAACGAAAGCUCUUGUUCUGCGUGUUCGAUGGAGGAGUCUUGUGAAAAUCGCAGGAAGAACCGAUCUCAGGACGCAGGACAGACAAGCAAACAAACAACAUGUGAAGCUGUCGAUACAUCUUCUUCUUUUUUAUCGUUUCCUUCUUCCCCUUCGUCUUCCUGUUCUUCUUCAUCUUCUCCCUCUUCUGCUCUCUCUUCUUCUCCCUUCACUUCUCCUUGCUCUAAUCCUUUCCCUUCGUCUCCUUCCUCUUCGUUUCCUUUCUCGUCUUCAUUCUCUCCUUCUUCCCCUUCUUCACUGUCCCCGAUGAGAGACACUGUCCUGGAAAAUGAGACGCUUAAACGUGUGUCUCCGUCUUCCUUGCCUCCGUCGCUAUCUUCUUCGGCUGCUUCGUAUGAGUCUGCAAAUGCCUGUCCACUCUCGUUCGACGCGUCGUUGUCUCUCUCUUUUCCGCGCUUUUCGAACGAGGCGGCGGUGUCCCUCCGGACGCCUGGGGAGGCCCGGGACCGACUCCAGGCUUCUGGGCGACAGAGCGGCGAAGAAGGCAGAGAUGAGGGGAGGGGAGAAAGACGAAUGUUUUCGAGAGCUCUCGGCUUGAUCUCUUCCUUGACGAAUCUCCUCUCUCCUGGCCGUUUGCUCGUCUCGUCGCCGCCGUUCCCUGGGGCUCCCGCCGCCCUCCCCUCGCAGGGUGAGGUUUCCGCUGCUCCAUCACCUUCCCUGGCUCCCUUGGCGCCUGUCUCCUCGCGUCUUUUCUCUUGUUCUCGCCUCGCUGGGGAGCGAUUUUGCGAGGCGUCUCCGUCUGAGGGGACUGACAAGGUGUGGCUGUCGGAGUCCCGGCCCGGAUCUGUCUCCCGGAGCGAUUCUAUUGGAAGAGCGUUUCCAGAAUCGGACCAUCAAACAGCAAAGACGUAUCUCCUCGGUUCUUCUCUCUGCUGUCUCUCUCCUCACCACUCAGAGGCCUCAGUCGCAGCAGGCGUCUGCGACUCCAGGAAGGCGUCCGCGGUUUAUCCUUUUUUGCCUUCCUGCUCGCUCAGGACUUCGACGGAGCUGGAAAGCUGCACAGGUGAAGCAGAAAAGCGGCUUUCUUUUGCUUGCGUUGCUCCGCUCUCCUGUCCCUCCGUGCUCCCGCACUCGCCCUGUGUUUCUUCGCGACACACAGAGAAUAGCGAACGAGGUUGUCCUGCCUUCUCCGAGUUGGGAGGCGAGAUCUUGUUCUCUCCCGCCUCCGCUUGUCCUGCGGUUUCUGGCGAAAGAACAGCGGAGGAGAGAAACCUGGCAACAGAGCACGAUGCAGAAAGGUCUCGUUGCUCACCGGGGGGCGCUUGGAUGCCCUGUACUAGCCGAGGAGACUCUGCGGCGAGAGCAGGCCAGACUUUCACGCCGGGGAAGGUUCAGGGAGAAUCGAAAGGCCUCGCGAAUUGCGCUGGCCGUAAUUCUUCUUUGCAUGCUGAGGCGGAACUGUCUCCAGCGGCGGGAGGUGAGUGCCCUGGCCAUGGUCACGAUUCUUCGGUUUUCAGUUCCACCUGUUUGCGCGAGAAGUCACAGGAGAUCCCGAUGUCUCAAAUGCGCGACAUGGACGGCCAUGCGGAGACGCGACCGUCUGACACAAACCCCCAGCGAGCACUGGAGUGUGCAGACGCAGGAGAGCGCGAGGUGGAACGGCGAGAAGAGAGGAAACCAAGUUCCGAAGGUGAUAACAACUUCCAAGACCCGUCUCCUGGCGGCUCGGACACAGCACCUGCUUCGCGCCUGCCUUUCUCAGAAGAGCAGGGCCGCGAAGAUUCGCCGAACAGACGGGGAGAGGACAGUGAUGAAGACUUUGGCAGAAGCGAGGGAAAAGGCGAAACUGAGAGCGACGACGACAAGUUGUCUCUCCCGGGCGCGUCGGGGGCGGUGAACUCACAGACAGGCAACCGUUUUUUCUCGGAUGAGAAGGCGAAGAACGAAGGUGCUUCUGACCGGGAAAAGAAGAGAAGUUUCCGUGACUUCCUUUCGCCUCCAGCUGUCGUUCUUCGUCCCUUUUUUCUGCCUCUCUCCCUUCGUCGCCUCUUCCUAGCUCCUCUGGUCAAGGCGUUCAAAAGGCGCGAGGCGCACCCACUUCUGUUCUCCUUUUCUCGCGACUUGUGUGCCGGAGAGAACGCGAAUCUCAGCGACUCCGCAUGCGACGCCGCCUCCCAGCGUCGCGGCAGAAAAGAAGCCUCUGACGAAAGAAACGAACCGGUGCAGCCCCGUCCGCGCCAUGUCGAGACGGAUUCAGAAGACGAAGCAAACAAAGAGUCGUCAGGCUCCCCUGCUCCCCUGCAGCGCCCCCCUGGGGAGUCUGGAUCCUUCACACAGCAGCAGCAAGAGACCUUGAGCGCCUCCCUUCCUGUGCGUUCCUCGUCCAAAGAAGUACCUGAAGCUGUCCCGGUGUCCAGCGGUCCUUCUCGCCCCCGAAAGACUGCAGAGUUCACUCUGAAUGGACGUCCGUUUCUGCGCGGGCGGCGGUACGAGGCCGAGGCCCAGAAGCUGAAGUUCGACUUUGCGUCCGUAGACGCAGGCGCGCGCGUGGUGGCGAGCAGUCGCGGCGUCGCGAACAUCAAAGCCUUGCAGCGCAACGACCUGGACUCGUACAUGCUGGUGCCCUGCGAGUUGCACCCCAAGUUUUUCGUACUAUCCUUCACGGAGCCGAUCCAUGUCGAGCAGGUGGCGCUCGCGAGCAUGGAGAUCUACGCCUCGGCCUUUCGACAUAUCCAGCUGCUCGGCUCGGACGCGUACCCCACCAAGCAGUGGCGCCUCCUGGCGAAUCUGGAGACGACGGCGAGCGAGGCUCACGAGAUCUUCGACGUCAAACGCGAGUGCAGUGCGCUCCACGAAGGCCAGGCCUGCUGGGCGAAGUACUUGAAGGUCCGGCUCCUGUCCCACCAUCUGGAUUCACCCUACUACUACUGCUCGCUCACAUCUUUCCAAGUCUUCGGCUCGACCGGCUUCCAAAUGCUCGAGUCGCACAUCCACAGCGAAAGCGCGCCGGAAACCGACUCCGGUCAAAGCGAUGGAGACGCCGCAGCCGAAGCGAAAGAGGGUGGCCCAGAAACUACGCAAGGAAGCGGACCUGAGAGUGGACAACACCAGGGAGGAGACGAAAGAACAAAGGGAGGAGAAGGAGAUGGGUCCGACGCGACGGCGUCUGGCGAGGGCGGGGGAGACGAAUGGAGGGAAGAAGGCGGAAAUUUCGUUUCGAGUUCCGGGGAGAAAAAUGCAAGAGCGGCAGAGGCUGCCGGCAAGGCGCGAGGAGAGAACCAAGCACGACGCAACGAGACUGGAACUGGUCGUGGGGCGGACGAGGCGCACGAAGAGAAAGCGACGGAGGAAGCGCAUCUUCCAGAGAGGAGCCACGGGGACCAAGAGAGAGGGGAUGAAAGAACUCGAGAGGACGAAGAGGAAAGAAAAACAAGACGUGGAGAAGAGAAAACGAACUCCGACGACCCAAACAAGGAACGCUCUGCGGCGUUCAACGGACGGGGUCGAGGUGGCGUUCCUACGUCGCCUCAUAGGCAAACAGGGACAGACGAAGAAGACGAAGUUGAAGAGGAGAAAACUGCCCGAGACUGGAGAGAGCAAGUCUCCCGGGAGAGGGCGAACGACGCGAGCGUCUCUCCCGACCUCGCUGACUCCGCAGAGAUCCUCCCGUCUUCUUCGACUUGCCCGAUUGCUGCGGUCCCUUCAACUGAAGAAAAAGGAGAAACGCUUGCAGCGGAAAAGACGACAGAGGCGUACGUUUGUGGAGGCGUGCACGCAGGAGCAUACUUGUGUGAUCAGGGCGAAAGGAAGAGCGGAGAGAAGGAACCCAGUCGACUUCGAUCUCCAGAGGACGUUGAAGGAGAAGUCACCAGAGUCACCGAACAGCGGCGCAGCGAAGAAAAAGGCAAGAGUUGGACAGCGUCGCCUUCUCGAGGAGAGGCGAGAGGUAUGACGCCUGAACACAAGCGCGAGGACGACAGGGAUCCACGAGAGAGGAGAGACAAAAGCGAAGGGAAUGGAAACUCGAAUCAGGAAGAAGACGAGAACAUAGAGAGGAAGCGUCCCCCCUCUGCGGGUCUCGCAUCCGCCGAAGAAGAGGAACGCGUCUCUCCAGGAGCUUUCAGAGCGAGCACGAAGUCGCCUUCCUCGCCUUCGUCUUCUUCAGCGCCUGACUCUCCUGCAGGGGUGGGCGGCGCGCAGCAAGAAGAGAGGAGAGACCAGGCGACACCGUUAGAUUCGGUGCACGCGGGCAGAGAUGAGAAAAAGGGAGACGGAAGGCGACAGGAGACAGACGCAGCAGGCCGUUCCGGUGGUGACGCCCACUGGGGUGCGGAGAGCCACAGGGUGCGUACGGCUGCAGAAGAGGAGGCCUUGGAAGAGCGAACGACAGUGGAGAAGAGGAGACACGGAGAAAAGCAGGUCGAGCGACGGGGAAGCGAGACAAGGGAGGAAUGCGUUUCUUCGGAACAAGUUCAGUCAGAAGGAGGGGGGUUGAACGACGCAGUGAAAACAAAGCAAGAUCUCGUCUCCUGCUUCUCGAACUGUGAAGAAGAUAGGGACUCGCGACCGCGAGCAAAGCGCACUCCCGAGGGCGGAGCGGAAGGACCAUAUGUCAAGUCGGAGAGUCAGCGAGGCGACGAAGGGGGUCCGUCUUCGCGGAAGAAACCGCGUUCAGCUUCUUUGUUCCCUGAGAAGGUGCCCCGAGAAGGAGACGCGGAAGAGACCGAGCGAGAACAGGGACUGCUUCGGCAGCUGCACCAAUGGCGCGGACUCGCGCGACUUCCCCUUUUGUUCUCUCCGCCUCAUGGUUUCCCUCUGGGCGGAGCGACGGCAGGUGACCCGGCAGGCGGCGCUUCCCUGCUCCGGAGUGUCAUCAACUUCCUCUUCCCUUCCUGGGAUCCCGACGCAGGUUCUCGGUCCCCGUCGGUCGUCUUCGAGCCGUUGACGGUGUCUCCUUCCUUCUCCGUUUUCGCCCCGUCCUUCUCGCGGCUGUCUCCGCUCAAGCGGUCAGAGGCGAGACCGGACGAGGAAGACGGGAUAAGGCGCAGCGGCCAGGGCGGUUUUGAGGGCGGGGACAACAGAGGAGAAAACGAGACACAACGAAUCUCUCCGGAGGUUCCCGGUGCGGCUAGCCGGCAGUCUCCAGGCCGGCUCCCUGCCAAAGCACCCACCGAGGGGGAGAGCGAGGAAGAACUAAGUGAAGGGGCUUCUCCGUCGCCCAACGGGAGAAUCGAAGCGGCGGCGAAGGCUGCCAGAGAAGCCGAAGACGAGGGUGUGAAACCUUGUGGAGAAAACGAGGGUGUGAAACUUUGUGAAGACGGCGAGAAAGGCGAGAAACCUGCACGCGGCGGGAGUUCGCCUUCUCCUCAGACGACUCGCGUUGCCCCGCCGCGAGCCUCCAGCGUCUCCUCUGAUUCGCAGGACCCUCGGUUAAGGCUCGCUGGGCCGUUUCCGGGAGUCGCGCGUCUGUUCUCUCGGCGUCGCUGGACUCCUUCUUCUCCACCGGGUGGACGCCUGCCUCGUGCUCUCUCGCCUCUACGCACCUCCCAAGAGAGGCAAUCCACAGUGAGGCCUCACGCGGCCUCAGCCUCUCCGUCCUACUCCUCAGCGCCACCCACCUUCCCCGCCGCGUUCCCCUUUCCGGCUCUUCUUCCGCAGAACACGAUUCUGGAAGAUCUGCUCGCUUGGGCAGAGCGAGGUGGGCAGAGUCUCUCGGUUGCGGGGCGAGAAAACGCAGUGGCGGAGGCGGGAGGCGGCGAAACCGUGGAAGGGAGCGCCUCGUUUCUCGCGGCUUCUUCCCUGUCUCCGAUCCUCCCGCUUCUCGCCCAGAGACGCAAGGGCGAGGGUCCUGCGGGCAAGGAAGGUGCCAAGGCCCUCGCUCCCGUCGUCGCCGCCACCUUCCCGUCAGGGCGAAACGCUGGCGCGAAGCUCCCCAGCGAGACGGACGGAGACAGGCUGGCUACGCGGGGCAAUGCCUUGAGUCAAAUGCAGCAGCAGGACCUUCUUCACCUUCUUCUUCAAAACCUCCCCGCGGCAGCUGCCACCGCCAGUGCAAGUCUCUUCCCCUCAGGCUUUCCUGCAGCGCAGGUCGUUGAGAAUCUCGCGGGAGACCUGUCUGCCGUUCCGGCGGUCGCGUCUUCUGUCCAGAGCAGGCCGGCAGCCUCGGGCUCUGUCUCCAGUUCCUCGGCUGCUGGAUCUGCUAAAGGUGGGGCAAAGGGCUCUGCUGCCUCCGCCUCGCAAACGGGAGACAGAACGAACUCAGCGGCGCCUCCUGCGUCUGCAAAAGAGAGCGCUGCUGCCUCCACCGUCUCUUCCAAGGGCAGCGGCCAUGUGUUGCUGACUCUCGUCGACCGCAUGAAAGCUGCAGAGAGCCAAGGGGCGCAACUCAGGGAGAAGCUGAGCGAAGUCGCUCUCUCGCUUCACUCAAAUCAACAGCAGACCCUUCAGCAAGUUGUGCUCCUUCAGCUGUUGCUGGAACUCGUCUCCUUUCUGUACAUGCGCUUGAGCAAGUUCGACGCGAUUGUCCCUCGUCUGCCCUUCCUGCUCGACUUCGCCGACUCGGGCGCCGCCGCCGCGGCUUCCCUUGCGGCAAAAAGGACCGCGGCGCUGAAGAGGGUGUCCUCGGCUUCUGGCUCAGUCGUAGGCGAUGGCGACACCCCCACGGGUCUUGCCGCCGACGCCGAGCGAAGCGGGUGCUCUGGAAGCGAUUUGUCUCCACUGAGAAAGGCCCCUGGCCUCGACACAAAUCUCUCUUUCAAGAGCGAAGGCGCGAGCGACGGCGGAGACUUCAUCACGUCGGUGGCCUCGUUCUUCGCCGGGGGCCGCGAGGAGACAGCUGCGGGCCUCGCGUCCUGCUGCCGUCGGAGACCACGAACUGGGACGCACGCGUUGAGCCCAAAGGAGUGCGACGGCCCGGCGAGGAAAGAGGGCGCCAGUUGUGGAGGAAGCGGCGAAGGCGGAGAAAGUGGAGCAGACAACUCGUGUGAAAGCUUGGACGCUCAGGCAGAGGUGAAGGACUGCAGCGGGUUCGGAGAGGCGGAAGGCGGGGGUACGUUUGAAGGCGAGAAAGAGUCUUUCUUGGCCACAGUCUUGCGCUUGAUUACCCAACACCUAGUGACAGUGUUUUCCUCUGUGGCGUAUCUAACUGAAGAGGCAUGUUUCGUCAUCGUCUCCCCCCUAGUCGACGGCUUGGCCGCCUCCGUGUCGACCCCGCAAACGACCUCGACCUCGAACUCUCAGGGCCGGCGGUUCUGUCUGCAUGCGACGGAAACUGUCGCUGGUUUUUUCAGCGCCGCAGCGACACUCCAGCAGAGCGUCUUGUCGUCUCUCAUCGAGUGUUGGAGAGAAGCUGUGAAGUGGAAACAGGCGGGGGGGGUGUCUCCAGGCGCCGCGCCCUCCGCCGAGAAGGGACCUAGCUGGCUCUCGGUCUUCCUUCUUCUGUUGUUGCUCCACAUGGCCUAUGGCGUCUUCAUUUUGCGGUUUUUCUCGAGAAAAACCAGCGAAGCGGUGACCCGCGCCGAAGCGGCGGUCCGCGAAUGUCGGGACUUGCGCCUGUCUCUCGAGUUUCUUCUUCGGGCUCCGACGGAGCGCGUGGGGUUUCUUGGACGCUGGCCUACUUUAGACGAGAUCGAGAUGGAGAGCAGUGCGAGAGCACUUUCGGCUGAAGACACCGCUCGCUUGGAGCCCAGUGAGGGGGCACCUGCUUCUUUCUCACGACAAGAGAACGGCGAGGCGGAGCCGACAGUCUUGUCCGGAGAACGCAGAGAUGCAGAGGCGAAAACGGGAACGCUGGACGCGGGCGCUCGCAGCGAAGAUCGAGCUCACGGAAAGAAAGACACACUUCCCUCGCUUGCAUCGCCACACCAGCGACAGUACGAUGGUCCCCAUGUUUCUCGGAGUCAGCCCGUGACAGAUCGCGAGGAGUACGUCGGUGGCUAUGAGCGCUUCCGCUUAGCUUCCUUGGCACUCCAGAGGGACACGAUGAAGUGGGGGAGACACCGCAACGACGGAACGGAGCAGGGACGGCGACAGUCCUUCGACCUCUCUUCUGACGCGAGGGAUUCGACGCGUUCGUCGCGCCUCCAUCCGUCGUGGCAGGAGAGGAGGAAACCUGUUUUCCCUAGUCUGAAGAGUAUUUCUACUUCCCAAUCUUUGGAGAUGGAAAAAGAUCCUUUUCAGCCGUGCGAUCUGCGAACCUGCCGCGCGACCGCGAGGCCUCCUGAGCGAAGCCCCCAUCUUGCAGGCGAUGUCCCUUCAGAGCCCCUAGGAGACUUCAACCUCACGCCUAGGCCGUCUUCUGCUCCAAGCAAUGGAGGCGUCUCGCCUUCCUCUGGCGUGUCUGGGGGGGGAGCUCCAGUGAAGGCCACCGACGACAGCGAUUCGCGGGUCUCGAAAACUUUGCAUGCGCGAAUCGACGUCCCGUUUCCCGAGGAGACAAACGGAGAAAAGGAGUGGGGAGAGGACGGGACAGACGGCCAGUUGGUCAUGCCGAGCGACGUGAAGAGCGACCACGGGGCUUCUUCCUCCCCCAAGGAAACCUUGACAGCGUUGGUCCACUCUUCUGUUAGCCUGUCGCCCUACUGCGGAUUCGGCCGGCAAAGAACUUCGGACGGAGGCGGGAGCGCAUCGGAAGCAACGGAAUCGACGCCUGCACAUGUUGCGUCACCAGUGCCUCCCUUUUUGAAGCACAAAAAACGCACCAGUACGUGUGGAAACCUCGACGGAAACCGCCACAGUGGAGGGGAAUUGCAGCGUGGUUUGUCGUCUGCGGCAGGGAGCAGAAGGGGAGACAGAGGCGCAGACAGAGCGGGCAAGGAAGGCACGAAAGGUGAGGAGGAGAAGGCACCACAGAGGAAGAGUUACAACGGCCAAUCUCACGGAAACCGGAGGGCUUUCAAGCUACAGAGACACACGGUCAAAGGGGUCUCGGGGGGUCCCAGCGGGUCUGUCACGACUCUUGGAGCUAGGAGACACCCCCUCGUUGCCUUGAAGGAGACACCUGUGAAGGACGCAAGAGCAGGGACUGUCUCCGUCGGGCCUGGUAGUGGGGCGGCGCCCCGCGACGAAGCCGAUAAGCGAGGAGCCCCACGGGUGCAAGAGGCAGCUGGAAUGCUCCCAGCUAACUAGAGUUCGAAUAGAGCAACAGAAACGGAGAACAGUCAGCUUCGGGUCCUCGUCCGGAAGGCCAGACAGAACGAGGAAACCGAGAGAGAGGAUCGCUGGAAACAGAACGGAAAGAGACAGAAUGAACGUAUAAAUCUCCGAAAGAGACACUUUUUGUUUCCGCGGCACAAAAGCAAAAGCAGGACCGUUUUAGGAUCGAUGGGGGCAGUGUGGAGAGAGUUUGCGGGGUGAAGUUCCGUUUUCGUUUCGGAUCACUACGGGCUAUUAUUGAUCAGACACUUUGUUACUAACACAGAACCUACGGGUGGCGACAGCUGGUCAUCACUGAGAGGCGACUUUCUAAUUACAGUAGCCCAGAAGGAACUCAAGCAACGAGUUGUAUGGCGCACUUUAGUUGUCCAUGUUCACCUGAGAGAAAUCGUGGGACUUGCUGCACGAUUGAAACAACCAGUUACGGAACGGAUAACGCUGAGAAAAGUGAAGAUAAGUGGCGGAUGUGAAAAGGAAACAUGUGGGAUAGCUGCGGAAUCAGGCCGCUCGUGUGACUGUGGAUAUGCCAGACGAUGAAGAGAAUAGACAGAAGCGCGGGAAAAAGUAGCGCGAGCUGUGAAGUGAAAUUUCUACUGAUGGACUGCCGGGUUGUUUGUCGCUAUCUCCGUUGUAACUACACUUGUGUCCGUGAAUCGCAGUGACUAAGAAAACGGAACGAAGAAGCAAGAGUCACCGAUGGAAGUGACCAUGCGUCUGCACUGUGCCGCAAGCACUCACCCUGAGAGCAGCGGUGUCUUCACCGUAUAAGAAUAUCAUAGACGCGCAGAAGAAAUCAAAACAGUGAUGUCGUCUAUCUUCGUAGAAUCUCACCCACUACUAGACAGAAGAUAACAAUUUCACUUGUUUGGGGAAUCAAUUUCGUCCAAAUGCGGAUGCACAUCUCCAAACAAAUCGGGGCUACACCAGCCACGCAGAAAUACUCUUGCAUCUCUCAUGUCAGCACGUGGAGUUAUUAUGUUCUGUCUCUUCAGUGCAAGGAGUGUCAGCUUGAAAGUUUGGUUCUCCACACGUAGUCCUGGUUCAAGGAGAAAGUUUGUUGGGAAGAGAUGCUGAAACCUCUUCCGGGGUUGUGAGGUCGUUUUGAGACGUUUCAUACCUCGUGGAUAAACCAUCACUUAAAGAACUGGUUGUAUUCAGGAAAUAAUGCUCCGCAUCCGGGUGAAUCUAAUUCUAAGGAACAGACUUUGGGCACCUACCUAUAAGUCCUCCUGCUGAGUGGCAGGCGUACUGAAACCUGUGCUGCCUGUGCCAUGCCGUCUCGACGAGCUUCGCAGUUCCGUGGUAUUUAUUGGUUUUUACUCAUUAUCCUCUUCGACGUGGGCCAGGGCUUUUUUACGAGGGAACGUGCGUAUUCGUCCGUGUCAAGGUUACACGUGUCACUUCAAAGCAAGUAACACAUAAAAAGACGAGUUGAUCUGGCACCGCAGAUGCAAUGCUACCGGCAGCAAGCCCACGAAAAACGUGUUCGACAGUUUCGAUGAAGUCACCGUAAACGUCACUCAUUAGCACUUCGAGGCCCUUCACAAUCGCCAGUGGUCUCAACGUCUGGGUGCGCGAACCGUUGCAAGUAGGCAUGUAAUCAUACGCAACAUUCCUACGGCCAGUGUUCAUGGGCGUGGCGAAACAAGGGAACAAGGGUUCCUCGAUUGUAUCAAGAGAGGAAGUGGAUGGACACCGCUUUUCGGGCUUCAUAUCGAAUGCCCUCGGAAAAGCAAUGCAUACAUUUCAUUACCUGCACACGUUCGGUACGUGCUAAUGUGAUUACCUGUACAUCCCCGUACAUGCAUGCACAUGCAUUUAACAUACGCCAGCAAUCAACACAGCCAGCGAAAAAACAACAUAUCUCUCCCA
Molecule: messenger RNA, 12683 nt
Organism: Toxoplasma gondii ME49
Lineage: Eukaryota; Apicomplexa; Conoidasida; Eucoccidiorida; Sarcocystidae
Product: Sad1/UNC family protein
Exons: 2
Coding region: 594-10784 (3396 amino acids)
Biological process (GO): protein folding in endoplasmic reticulum
Cellular component (GO): membrane; cytoplasm
Source: RefSeq, a predicted model, not a curated record